GCUUAUGACUCCCGCUUACUGUCUGUCACUCACUUCUCAAUUUAAACAACACCAAGAGGUUGUCAUGGAAAGCUAUUGAAGAGGCACUAGGUCUGUUGAGUCAGUAAAAUAAGUACAUCGUAGAUACCAUGGAUAACUCGACCGAAGCUCAGCCAAAUUUCGCAGCACCGGUCAUUCCAGGGGAGCUCAAUGAUAUUAUCAUAGACUAUUGUCGUGAUGAUACGCCUUCAUUGAUUACCUGUAGUCUUGUUUGCAGGUCGUGGUUGUUUCGAUCCAGGCAUCAGCUCUUCAACAAGUCACAAAUCCAGAAUCGUUUCAUCGAUGCGAACGGUGCAGCAACCUUUACGGACAUCCUCAGAUCUCCUCAUUGCACCAUCAUCCCGCACAUAAUCUCCCUACAGCUCAGAGGCCAGUCCACCUCCGAACCUUGCCCCACCUGGAUAGAGGAGUUGUGGAAGACCUGCAACUCCCUCCCUAGUCUGAAGCUCCAGUCUUUCUCCCUCGAGGACGUUUCUAUCGACUUACUUCCUAAACUCAUCCCAAUAAACUCGAAAACUUCCUUAACAUCCCUUUCUCUCCAUUGCUGUGAUGGGAUUGGCCGCACAUCAUCUACUAACAUCGUUCUUCGCAUGUGCGAAUUUUUGAACAAUUUUGAAGCCUUAGAGGAACUCACGCUGGAAUACUAUUCAGCCGGUCGCGUCAUUUCUUUCCUCCCUCCAUCCCCAAACAUUAUUGGCUCUAGAUUACGCUUACCAAAUGUCCGUCGUAUUGCUUUGGACUCUGCGUUCAAAGUUUUUCUACCCUUGUUCUCCAAACCCGGUUUCAUUGAUGCUCCCUCUCUGACACAAAUCCACCUACGACUACCAAUGUCUAUCGAGGAUAGGCUUCUCCAAAGUUUCUUCGACAUUGUAUGCGCUCCUUCCGUCCAAGUACUGGAGAUUUCCAUCAGAUACAGGUUCACAACGUUGGAAAUAUUCUUUCCUACUAUCAAUCUUGUCAAGCUCAAACAUCUUCGAUCUAUUAUGUUCGAGAUCGGAGAAGUGACUGUUUUUCAGGACAAUCGGCAUUUGAGGAACGCGGUCAUCGUGGAUGGUGUCUCUGUUAUUCUAUCACGAUUGCGUGGUGUAGAUCGGAGUGUGACUCAGAUAUCUUUUGGAACACAAUUUCCAUUCGCGCCGCCUGAGGGUUUGCCUCAAGAUAUAGAGUGGCUGGAUCUUGAUGGAUUGAGGGAAGGUUUGAACGAUCGGAGAUUCAGUGAUACAUCAGUUUCACUACAGACUGUAUGAAAAAAUUGUCGAG
Messenger RNA from Marasmius oreades (fairy-ring Marasmius), 1299 nucleotides. RefSeq lists its product as uncharacterized. Gene Ontology annotation, biological process: dephosphorylation. The record is from RefSeq and is a predicted model, not a curated record. The coding region runs from base 129 to 1286 and encodes 385 amino acids. The transcript has 3 exons. NCBI's taxonomy places the organism in Eukaryota, Fungi, Basidiomycota, Agaricomycetes, Agaricales, Marasmiaceae. Gene Ontology annotation, molecular function: phosphatase activity; protein binding.